Molecule: messenger RNA, 345 nt
Organism: Epinephelus moara (kelp grouper)
Lineage: Eukaryota; Metazoa; Chordata; Actinopteri; Perciformes; Serranidae
Exons: 2
Coding region: 16-270 (84 amino acids)
Source: RefSeq, a predicted model, not a curated record
AUCUCAGCUUUAUCAAUGUCCAAUCAAACAGCUGCUCAGGUGCAUCUCAGCUGUGACCUCAUCAGGUGUGUUUCUUUUGCAGUUCAGGCGUAUAACAUCAAGUGUUACGGUGAGGAUUCCGUGUGGGUCAGGAACAUGCUGCUGGACUGCAGCAACCCAGUCAAACAAGCCUGCUACACCAGAGCUAGUGGAGAGAAAGGCUGCACUACACUGGAGAACUGUCAGCGACCUGACUGGACCUGCUGCUAUACCGACGGCUGCAACAUCUGAGCCAAUCACAGCCCAAGAAAUACUGAUAUCAUCAAACUACACAAUGUAAAAUAAAGUCUGGUAGAUUUCCCAGAA